This is a messenger RNA of Neoarthrinium moseri, 540 nucleotides long. RefSeq lists its product as uncharacterized. Bases 1 to 540 code for a protein of 179 amino acids. The transcript has a single exon. The record is from RefSeq and is a predicted model, not a curated record. Lineage: Eukaryota; Fungi; Ascomycota; Sordariomycetes; Amphisphaeriales; Apiosporaceae.
AUGUCCGACAACGUGGGCCUCUCGACGCCGCGCGGCUCCGGCACCUCGGGCUACGUGCAGCGCAACCUGGCGCACAUGCGGCCGCGCGACCGCGACCACCGCGCGGCGCCGUACCCCAAGGACCUGGACUCGCUGCGCCACCGCCAGCGGCAGCCGGACCGCGGCAUCCUGGAGCACGAGCGCAAGCGCGAGGUCGAGGUCAAGGUGUUUGAGCUGCGCGACCGGCUGGAGGACGAGGGCGCGCUGGACGAGGACGAGAUCGACGCCCGCUGCGACGCCCUGCGCAAGGAGCUGCUCGACAAGAUGAACAAGGGCGGCAGCGUCGGCGGCCCCGGCGCCGACGCCAAGAAGGGCCUCAAGAUGCACCAGGUCCACGAGCUCGCCGACGCCAAGAUCCGCGAGAGCGAGCGCCUGCGCAAGGCCCUCAAGAUCAACAAGGACUACGAGGAGGGCAGCCACUGGCGCCGCCAGGAGGAGCGGCUGAAGAAGGCGCUCGAGAGGGAUGCCGCCGCCGCCAAGGACGAGGACGAGCGGGACUAG